Molecule: messenger RNA, 1371 nt
Organism: Tigriopus californicus
Lineage: Eukaryota; Metazoa; Arthropoda; Copepoda; Harpacticoida; Harpacticidae
Product: beta-1,3-galactosyltransferase 1-like
Exons: 3
Coding region: 515-1357 (280 amino acids)
Cellular component (GO): membrane
Molecular function (GO): hexosyltransferase activity
Source: RefSeq, a predicted model, not a curated record
CAAUCUUCCUCUCGAAUUUGUAGACGAAUUUUACUCGAUAAGGAGGCUUCAAACCUGACAGAGGUCGCGUUUUUUAAUCUUUACCGCAAAACUGACCAAGUGUUGGGCGCAAAUAAAGUGAAUACUGAAUCAGGGAUCCUUAACUGUUCAGCCGCAAAAUGAAUGAUCAGUUGAUCAACAAUGAGUGGAUGUGGUCUUCAUAGAAAAUGAUUUCUAUUUGAGAUUUCGCACUUUUUAAGAUCAUUAUCCAGACAAAAUGAACCGGUCGCGCACGUUACUAGCUCUCUUCGUGCUGGCAAUGAUCAUGUACAUGCCCUUGACGAUGGUGGUCAAAUCCAACACGUCAUUCAAACCAGAAUAUCAAUCCUCUUGGACGGAUAUCCAAAUAUCCGUCUAACCCGUGAGUGAUGGGACACAUAGCCUGCUCAAACCCGAAUGGGCUUUGGUGGGCAGUGACCCCUUGAUCUAUCGAGGUCCAAUCGUUGAAGGCUGGCCUCCCGGCAAAUCGCGGGAUAUGAGCCAGAUCAUGGCCAAGGACUACGUGGUGGACCACUGUCAAGAGCAGGACUUGAGGGGGGUGAAGCUCCUCGUGGGCGUCAAGUCCGUUUCCGAUCGCUUCGAGACCCGCGACACCACCCGAGAGACGUGGGGCCUUUUCCAAAAUGACCAUCCGGAUGUCAAAGUUCUGUUCUUUACCGGAGAGCCGUCCAACCCUUUGACGAUAAACCGAUUGAGGGCUGAGAUCCAGGUGCAUUGUGAUCUGGUGAUGGUCCGUGGAGUCGACUCUUAUGCCAAUCGGACGAUUAAGGCCGUGUCUCUCCUCAGAUACGUCAACGAUCAUCACCUGGGGCUCAAUCCAGAAGUGACCAUGGUUAUGGAUGAUGAUGCCUACUUGAACCUGGACCGUUUGUACUACUUGAUCUCACAUAGGCUUUUGGCGACGGCAGUGGACAAUUUCAUCACGGGCUUUCGCUAUGGGGGUCCGGUGCUCAGGCCCCCGGUCAACUCCACGGACCAGUUUGUCAAACCGUCGGUCUGUCCCAGCUACAUGUAUAAUGGAACCACCACCCCACCCCACUUGAGUGGUUCCGGGUACUUAAUGCCAAGGGCUACCGUACCAUGUCUCGUCAGGCAGGCCAUGAGCCUACCUUUUCUGCACAUAAACGACGUUUUCAUCACGGGAUUUUGUGCCGAGGCCUGUGGCUUCCCUCGAGUGGCACACUCUCAAUUUUCGCCGGGAAAGAAGAAGUUGGAAGACAUUACGUGCCACCACCUUCUACUUCAUUACCAAUCGCCCGAGGCUAGGCUCAAAAUAUUCAACAAGUUUGUCAAAGAAUGUCCGUCCCCAAAUAAAUAGACAUUCCAGUUAAG